Molecule: messenger RNA, 1528 nt
Organism: Callorhinchus milii (elephant shark)
Lineage: Eukaryota; Metazoa; Chordata; Chondrichthyes; Chimaeriformes; Callorhinchidae
Gene: dnaja1
Product: DnaJ heat shock protein family (Hsp40) member A1
Biological process (GO): protein refolding; response to heat
Cellular component (GO): cytosol; cytoplasm
Molecular function (GO): Hsp70 protein binding; ATP binding
Source: RefSeq, marked provisional
ACAAAUACCCGGAUGAGCCGGCAAGUGCAGAAAUUUCCAGAAGAUUCGGCGAGCUGAGAGCGUGAGAACCGCCGACACUGCAGCUCUCCAUCACCUCACACCGCGAGCAUAACCCUGAGCCCUCACCAGAUACUGAAUUGACAAAAUGGUGAAAGAAACUGCGUUCUAUGACCUGUUGGGGGUUAAAACCACUGCAAGUUCAGAUGAACUAAAAAAGGCAUACAGAAAACUUGCUUUGAAAUACCACCCAGAUAAGAAUCCAAAUGAAGGUGAAAGGUUCAAACAAAUUUCGCAAGCUUAUGAAGUGCUCUCUGAUGUGAAAAAACGAGAGCUCUACGACCGAGGUGGUGAGCAAGCUAUCAAAGAAGGUGGAACAGGUGGGGGUGGUUUUGGCUCACCAAUGGACAUCUUUGAUAUGUUCUUUGGUGGAGGAGGAAGAAUGCACCGAGAAAGGAGAGGGAAAAAUGUGGUCCACCAGCUUUCUGUGUCAUUGGAAGACAUGUACAAUGGUGCUACUAGGAAGCUAGCGUUGCAAAAAAAUGUGAUCUGUGAGAAGUGUGAAGGUCGUGGUGGUAAAAAGGGGUCAGUGGAAUGCUGCCCUACCUGUCGAGGAACAGGUAUGCAGGUGCGAAUCCAUCAAAUUGGGCCAGGCAUGGUUCAGCAAAUCCAGUCUGUGUGUCAAGAGUGCCAUGGCCAAGGGGAACGCAUUAGUCCUAAGGACCGUUGUAAAAACUGCAGUGGAAGAAAAAUUGUUGUGGAAAAGAAGAUUUUGGAAGUGCACAUUGAUAAAGGUAUGAAGGAUGGUCAGAAACUGACAUUCCAUGGUGAAGGUGACCAGGAACCAGGGCUGGAACCUGGAGAUAUCAUUAUUGUUCUCGAUCAAAAGGACCAUAGUGUUUUCACUAGGCAAGGGGAAGACCUUGCAAUGCAAAUGGAACUUGAGCUAGUGGAGGCUCUUUGUGGAUUUCAACGCCCAAUUACAACUUUGGAUAAAAGGACUAUAGUCAUUACAUCACAUCCUGGCCAGAUUGUCAAACAUGGGGACAUCAGGUGUGUGCUGAAUGAGGGCAUACCCAUUUAUCGCAGACCAUAUGAAAAAGGACGUCUAAUUAUUCAGUUCAAGGUGAACUUCCCUCAGAAUGGAUUCAUUCAGAUGGAUAAACUGGGUCUCCUGGAAAAACUGCUCCCUGCACGACAUGAGAUUAAUGUUACAGAUGACAUGGAUCAAGUGGAUUUAGUGGAGUUUGAUCCACAGCAGUCUAGGCAUCGCUACAAUGGAGAGGCAUACCAUGAUGAUGAUGAUGAUCAUCCCAGAAGUGGGGUUCAAUGUCAGACCUCUUAAAAACUGACUCCCAAAUUGUUUGCAUUUGUGGAAGUGUGAAGAUUGCAACCCAAGUAAUUUUUACAUGUUUGCUAUCUGUUGCAAUUGAAAAUUGCAAUUGCUUUUCUGUAAGGUGUGUUCAUGUUUCUUAUUGAUUAAAGUGCAUUCUAACAGCCAUUAUUUAAAAUAAAGGAAACUACUUACUGU